This is a messenger RNA of Lactuca sativa (garden lettuce), 989 nucleotides long. The record is from RefSeq and is a predicted model, not a curated record. Lineage: Eukaryota; Viridiplantae; Streptophyta; Magnoliopsida; Asterales; Asteraceae.
UUUUUCUGUUUUAUUUCCAUUCCUUCACCAUAUCCAAGAACUCGACUUCAAUGGACAUGUUGUCAUGUCUGCAUUGAUUGCUCCUGAAAGAUCCGUGAAAUUUCACGGGAGUUUAGUAGCUCAGUUGUUGUUAAAAGACGAAAAUCUCCCCAUGAAUGAUUUUGUUUCUGAUUGGAGUUCUACCCUUCUUACAACCGUUUCUCAAGCAAGCAAAGCCGAUGAUAUCUCUUUAACUCGUGUGGCUUUAUCUGCAUUUUUACUAUCUCUCGAGAGGUGCCCUGGUGCUCAAAGGGUAGUUAUGGAAAAAGGUCUUCAUUUAAUGAGGGAGACUGCUAAAAGGACUAUGAAUCAUAAGUCUGUUCAAGAAUCAUUAGCAAAAGGGUUGGAAUCACUUUGUUCAGGGGACAUGCGUUUGUCUCUUGAAGAAGGACAAAAAUGGUCUUGCAUUAUGCUUCCAUGGGUAUUUAGGGAAACUUCAUCUGAUGCUAUUAGAUCUUCUGCAAUCACAAUCCUUUCUCGUAUCUGUGAAGAUUAUGGGCCUUCUUCCAUUCCCAUUUCCCAAGGUUGGUUAGCUAUUAUGCUUUCAGACAUUCUCAAAUCCAGAAAGUUAUCUCUUAAAGGGAGUGCUCAACCUAGGGACAAAGUCAAGACACAAAUCGAUCAGGCAAAUGUACUUUCUGGUACCCAAAGUGUGAACCAAUUGGCUAGUGCUGUGGUCAACUUAGCAGUCAAUGGUGAUUCAUUUGCUUUGGAAGAUUUUCUUACCCUUGAACCAUUUAUUAACACAUACAAAAAUCUAAAGAAAGGAAAUAUCCCUAAAGUGAAUGCUUUAGAUUCUGCACUUGCAACUUUAAAGGGUAUCAAAGCAAUGACAGUGUUUUCACGUGUGUGAUUGAAAGUAGGUGGGAGAAAGACUCGACAUCUAACCUUAGAUUUGCAAGGCUGAAUCUUGUUGAUCUGGCUGGUUCAGAAAGGUGCUGCAUUUGAUU